This is a messenger RNA of Ectocarpus siliculosus, 2907 nucleotides long. Lineage: Eukaryota; Phaeophyceae; Ectocarpales; Ectocarpaceae. The record is from the annotation of a GenBank genome assembly.
AUGUUGUCUUGCUUCUGUCUUCACCGGCAUCCCUUUAGCGUCUUUAGCGUGUCUGCCUUUUUGCUCUUCUUCUUAUCCACAGCUGAAUUCUCCGAGCUCAACAACGCCACGACGACGAGGUUCGCAGCCCUCGCCAGCACGGCGAGCGUGUCACCUCGCGAGCGAAAAAGUAAAAAUAAGUCUACCCCCCCAAGUCAGAGGCGCGGAGGCGCCGCUUUGGUCACCCCUUUUUUCAUCACGGCGUUCUCCGCAACCGAGCAAGAUACAGCCCCAUGCUGGCCGCGGCUCGAUGCGCUAGGACAAAUAGACGUGCUGCGCAAGUCUCGGAAAGGGCGGUGGCGAGCCUUUGGCGACGGCAAGAAGGAGAUUGGAGAAGUCAACAGCAGCAGCCAACAUCGCGGUCUCUUCGAUCAGGGUGCUCGCGAUGGCCGUGGCGAGCGGAGAGCGCGGCUGGCUUUUCUGAUCAUGUCCUCGGGGGACGACAUCGCCAAGCUGAGCGUCCUUCUGCCCGAGAUCUACCACCCGGACAACAUCUACCUUGUGCACGUUGACGCGAAAGCCCCGCGAGAGCAGACGGAGAAGAUUAGGGAGGUGGUCAGGGCUAAUUUUCCCGCCGCAGACGGCCGGCCUCCGAACGGCAGGCUGCUGGAGCCUGCGGGCAUCGUCUCGUGGGGCGGGUUUUCCAUAACGCUGGCUUGCUUGUACGGAAUCGCGGCGGCGCUGCUGUGGGACGAGGGGUGGGACUACUUCAUCAACCUCAGCACCUCUGACUUCCCGGUUGUGACCCAGGACGAAAUGACCCUGUUCUUGGGGGAGCACGCCGACGCCGGGGUUAGCUUCAUGGACGGGGAGCUUAUGACUGGCUUCGAGAAACGGUGGCAGGGAUACACCGAAGACCAGGGGCUGCAGCGGCGCGCGGAUCACCACACGUCGGUGGCGAUGCAGACGCUGGGGCGGAUACAGCGGGCGUACCCGCAGCGGUUCCGGCUGUACAAGGGAGAGUUCUGGGGAGCGUUCCACCGAUCAUUCUGCGAGUACGCGUCGUGGUCGCCGGACAACGUGGCGAGGACCCUGUCGGCGUACUUCACGGGGUACCGCAUCUCAGACGAGAGCUACUUCCAGACCCUGGCGUGCCACCCAGAGGGCAAGGUGUUCCCAAUACAUGGCGAUAAUUUUCGCUUCACCAGCUGGAACGAGCACCACAGGGACAGCCACGGCCGAAAGAUCGAUGCCAACGGGCAUAUCCUCAUCCACCCGGAGCCUCUGGCAAUCGCUAGCGUCGACAAAAUUAUGUCCAGCGGCGCAUUGUUCGCCCGCAAGUUCGACUACGCCAAGAGCUACCGAGUCUACCAAGCCAUGCAGGACGACCUGCGAAAUCGGGACAGGUCCGCCGCGCGGCUGGAUCGCGCCCGCGCACGGUUCGGGCUGAGAGCUAGUGACAAGGGGGGACGCGAUGAUUUCUGCCGAGGGGGGUACAACUCGUUCCGCAGAAGAACGGAGGAGAAGCGGAACGAAGGAGGUGGCGGUGUUGGUGCGGCAGUUCCCCGCUGACAUGGUGGGUGCGUACAGUUUGUUUCACCUCGAGUGCGAGAGAGAGGUUCGCAUAGUAAAAGGAAAGUGGACCCCGCAGCACCCGUAUUUGUAGUUGAAGUUGUGAUUUAAAAAUACGGGGUGCUGCUUGCCUGGGUGGUGCCGGAAAGGCGCAUCCCGCUUGGUGUGGCAUGUAUGUACGAUGUUUUUUUGUGGAAAUAGGUUCUGGUUAGGGGAUCCAGUGGGCACAUUUGGCGAUGCCUAUUGCUGCAACAGAAGUUUGUCCGCUGGUGUGAGUGAGAGGUCUCAGUAGCAGCACCUCAUGUAGAGCCCGCUCGAUCUCUUCCCUGAUGUCAAGGUGUCGGUGUGGUCUGGCGCGAAUGGUAGUGCGAGCAUCGUGCCCCGGUGUUUGGGGCUAGAAAUGCCGCACGAUGGUCUGUCGAUGUUGAAUGUGCGCGGCUUGAACUAGUGCGUUUUUUCACUGUUUUUUGCAGCUCUACGUCAGUCUAGAAAUGCCGGACGAUGGUCUGUCGAUGUUUAAUGUGCGCGGCUUGAACUGGUGCGUUUUUUCACUGUUUUUUGCAGCUCUAUGUCAGUCUAGAAAUGCCGGACGAUGGUCUGUCGAUGUUUAAUGUGCGCGGCUUGAACUGGUGCGUUUUUUCACUGUUUUUUGCAGCUCUUCGUCAGCUUUUUGCGGGCUUUCUGUGCCUUUAACUGUUGUACAUUUGUGCCCACCAGUAUUGCGGCCGGCACCGCUGCUACUGCUGCUGCUGCUGCUGCUGCUAUGCGUACGCGCCGGGAAUGGUGAUGGUGCAGGACGGGGAAAGGUGUGCGUGGUGUCGUCGUUUGCGCUAAAUAGACGUUUCGAUCUGUUUCACUAACAAUUGUGCUAGAAUCUGCACAUCUUGUAUGGUAAUUUGUCUCGUGGCAAGGUUUUUGUUGGAACACGCCCUGCGUGUGGGGCGGGGUCUUAAGUAUUAGCGUCGACCGCGCUAACCGGGCGACCAAUGAAAAGACGUCGGUCUGCGUGCCGCUGAAAACACAAAAUGCGUCUGUGUGUAUGUCGAAGUACCUAGUUUGGAGUGUUUGAAGUUGGAUGUCUUGCAGGACAGCAAAGGGUUGUAGCCUUUUUCUCAGUUUGUUUCGACGGCCGGCCAACAACGCCGCGCAGCUGGGCUGCUGCGCUAUGGAGAAACUCGUUACUUCCCAACUCUGUUUAGAAGGUAAGUAGAAAACUAGUACUUCACAGCGAUUAGCCCCUCAAUUGUUUCUCACCCACACAUAGCGUAGUGUGUUUUUACGACAGUAGCGGAUGAGCUAUUGAGUCGAGUUUUUUUCCGUGUGGUGAGACUGUGUUGAGAGGGAGAAAACGGCGGU